Messenger RNA from Melampsora larici-populina 98AG31, 795 nucleotides. RefSeq lists its product as uncharacterized. The record is from RefSeq and is a predicted model, not a curated record. The transcript is spliced from 3 exons. The coding region runs from base 214 to 540 and encodes 108 amino acids. Lineage: Eukaryota; Fungi; Basidiomycota; Pucciniomycetes; Pucciniales; Melampsoraceae.
AGACUCCGGAUCAAAUAACAAGACAAUGGCCACCAAGAUGCACCAUCAAUUUUUAUUACAACCACCAGUACCUGGUAUUAAGUAUCAAUGGAACCCGGAAUCUAUGCAUGUUUUUUGUUUUUGCCAUAAAUUGGCUUUGAUUGUCAACGCAGGACUUGCUGCACUUGGAAUCAGGUGCUUGGAAUCAAGGCGCCGUCACCAGCUAAAGUCAAAAUGGCGGCUUGUGGCAUCUUUCCAACUAUUGGUACCAUCACCAAGGAGGACGAAGAAGAACUGCCAGAAGAUCAAGUUGCUGAACACGAUCUGGAUGAUUUGGACGACUCACAACCUCAAGAAGCAAUUAAAGAGGCAGCGGCUCCAAUCAAUGACGAGGAUGACUGGGACCUUGCCGAUGCUGAGGAUGAUGUCAUUCCGGCUGUUGUUUUGGAAGCAGAAGUGGCUCCAACUCAUCGUCGAGCAGCUAAUGAUGUCGACUUCACUCUACGCAAGAUCGACUUUAUCAUCAGGCGUAUCACACGCUCAGCGGCAUGGCGCAAAUAAUUUGAGCGUGUAAGUGCAAAGAAAGGUUUCAAAGGCUGUGUUUCAAAGGCUCCCUCAUUGCUGGGUAUGGUAUCAGGUGGAACAUCAAGUAUGAGAGUCGGCACAAGGCCUGGCUUGCAAAGGAUGUUAUCAAUCAACUGUGUAAAGAAGAUUUGGACCGAGUUCUCGCCGUUGGUCGCCGCCCAAGAAAGAAUGGUAAGCCUUAUGGUUACUUCCAUUCUUUGGAAAUGACAACUUCCGAGUGGGCUCAAGUCC